Molecule: messenger RNA, 438 nt
Organism: Penicillium macrosclerotiorum
Lineage: Eukaryota; Fungi; Ascomycota; Eurotiomycetes; Eurotiales; Aspergillaceae
Exons: 1
Coding region: 1-438 (145 amino acids)
Source: RefSeq, a predicted model, not a curated record
AUGGCAGCUCGGUACGACGAAGACACCUCUCUUGGUAGCACCUACGAUAACUAUGACUACGAUACAUCCGGGACAACCUACGAUACUACAGGCACAACAUACGAUGCAAAUGCCUAUGAUACCUAUGGAACCUCUGGAUACGGCGCAACCGGUUAUGGUACCACCGGUUAUGGCACCGAUGUCACCGAAACCUCUUAUGGAAACGCUUAUGACACUGGAUACGGCACCACUGCCUAUGAUCCCAGCAGCGGCGCCUACGAUCAGCAUCUAGACUAUCGUACCGAUGGUUCUCGGCGACAUCAUCGUGAACGACUUGACCCUAGUGGGGUCUACCGCCAUCGAGACGUCGAUCGCCGCGACGAUGGAACCACUCAUGUCCAUAGAGAGUACGAUAACCCGAACACUGGCACCAGUUAUCACCGCGAUUAUGAACGUUGA